CACCCGAUAAUCUGUUUAAUCAUGCUCAAUGAGCUGACUGCCAAUUGUUGCCGCAUUUGUUUGGGUAAGGCCAAGAAAUUGCGUUCCCUCUACAAGCCAGUGGAUGAAGGCGAUGAGCCACCAAAUGAAAUGUUGCUAAAGGUUACCGGGAUUGCUGUGGAGGAGGAAGACAAACACACCAUGUUACCAAAGACUAUUUGUAAGAACUGCGAAAUGUCCCUGAGUAUGGCAUUUGAGUUUCGGGAAAAGGCCCUGCAGAGCCAUGAAUUGUUGAUGUCUUAUGUGGGAGAGUUAAAGGGUCCUGAAGAGGCGGAGCUAGUAGCUGAAUUUGCAGGAGAAACUCACAGAGAAGAUUUAGUAAUUAAGACCGAAGAAGCUGCUGCAAUAGAGAAUGGGGGUCCUCAAAAUUGCUAUGAAGAAAAUCUAACAAGAGAACAAAAUAUCGAAGGAAACCAGACGGAAAAUAAUCAGGGAAUAAUGACCGAAGAAAACGUGAUAUCAAACAGAGAUGAAACCCCCAUGGAACAGUUAGUUUAUAAUAAUGAAGACCCCAAUCAAGAAGAAGAAUUUGAUUCACACAAUGAACAUCAGGAUGAUGAUGAUCAUCAUCUGUAUGAACAAAUGGAAACCAUAUCAAAUACAUCAGAACAUGAAAUUGAGGAAUUGCAACGAAAUAUUGAAAAUGAGGAGCAAUUACACCAACAACUUGCAGCAAAUGUACGCAAGAAAAGAAGUAUAUCUUUAGCGGAGGAGACAGUAAUUGAAUUGGUAGAUGACGACGGACAAAAUGUGGCGAAACAAAAACAUACCAAAAAGGGCAAAGAAAAUGAAAUGUGUCAGGAUGACAGGGAGAAUAUUGAUUCAAUUGAAAUUGCUGUGAAAGAUGAGUGUGAUUCCGAUGUCAAACCAUUGGAGCAAAGACGUCGUAGAAAACCCAGAGAAGAAGCGCAGCAUGCUUUUAUAUGUGAUAUUUGUGGUAAUGUUUUCUCUAAGCGGGGACGUAUGAUGGAACAUCGUCAGCGUCAUGAUAAGAAUCCAAAAUAUGCAUGCGAAUUAUGUGAUAAAAAAUUCCACAUGCGUGAAUUGUUAAGGAAACACAUGUUCUCACACAGUGGUGGUAAACCAUACAAAUGUGAAUACUGUUCGCGGACAUUUUACUAUGAGUCCGUGAAGAAAGCCCAUGAAGCGGUCCAUCAAGGCCUAAAACCCUAUAUCUGUGAUGUCUGCGGUAAAGCCUUUAGCUAUGGCCAUUCACUGAAGAAACACAAGCUGAUACAUGCCGAAGUAAAGCUAUAUCGUUGUGAAUAUUGUAAUAAAGAUUUCCGCCUCCAGCAUCAUAUGAAACAACAUGAACAGACCAAAGCCCAUCGCAGAGAAGUUCAAUUGGCAGGUGGUACUGUAGAAGAUUUGCAAGAUACAAUGGUUACCGAGGAGGAGGAUGAGGAACAUGUAUUUACCAUCAUGGUGGAAGAACAAGAAGUCAAUUAG
Messenger RNA from Musca vetustissima, 1488 nucleotides. RefSeq names its product zinc finger protein 155. Gene Ontology annotation, molecular function: zinc ion binding. The record is from RefSeq and is a predicted model, not a curated record. NCBI's taxonomy places the organism in Eukaryota, Metazoa, Arthropoda, Insecta, Diptera, Muscidae. Bases 22 to 1488 code for a protein of 488 amino acids. The transcript has 4 exons. Gene Ontology annotation, cellular component: nucleus.